This is a messenger RNA of Cheilinus undulatus (humphead wrasse), 1172 nucleotides long. It is a transcript of the gene six3b, whose product is annotated as SIX homeobox 3b. Gene Ontology annotation, molecular function: DNA-binding transcription factor activity, RNA polymerase II-specific; RNA polymerase II cis-regulatory region sequence-specific DNA binding. The record is from RefSeq and is a predicted model, not a curated record. NCBI's taxonomy places the organism in Eukaryota, Metazoa, Chordata, Actinopteri, Labriformes, Labridae. Bases 1 to 816 code for a protein of 271 amino acids. The transcript has 2 exons. Gene Ontology annotation, biological process: regulation of transcription by RNA polymerase II; eye development. Gene Ontology annotation, cellular component: transcription regulator complex; nucleus.
AUGGUGUUCAGGUCACCACUCGACUUUUUCUCAGCCUCCCGGAUCCUCCUGCCUCACUUCGCGGAUGGGCCCCCUCUCCUGGCUCGCUCCCGGUCUCCGGAGGACCCUCCCUCCGCCUGUCCCCCGCUGGCUUUCCCGGGAUUGUGUUUCUCCGCGGCCCAAAUAGCCAGCGUCUGCGAGACCCUGGAAGAGACCGGAGACAUCGAGCGGCUGGCCCGCUUCCUCUGGUCUCUUCCGGUGACCGCUGACGGCCGUGACUCCAUCUCCGAGCACGAGUCUGUGCAGAGGGCUCGCGCCGUGGUGGCAUACCACACUGGGAGUUUCCGUGAGCUCUAUCACAUCCUGGAGACGCACCGCUUUACGCGCGCCUCGCACGGCAAACUGCAGGCGAUGUGGCUGGAAGCUCACUACCGGGAGGCGGAGAAACUGCGGGGGAGGCCACUCGGACCUGUUGACAAGUACCGUGUGAGGAAGAAGUUCCCCUUACCGAGGACCAUCUGGGACGGGGAGCAGAAGACGCACUGUUUCAAGGAGCGCACGCGAGGACUGCUCAGAGAGUGGUACCUUCAGGAUCCCUACCCGAACCCAGGGAAAAAGAGAGAACUAGCGCACGCGACUGGACUCACACCGACUCAGGUUGGGAACUGGUUCAAAAACCGGAGACAGAGAGACCGAGCGGCAGCAGCCAAAAACAGGUUGCAGCACCACCGGAUUUGUCCGAGCAGAGGGGAGUGCAGUCCAGAUGAAAGUGGGGAGCGUGUAGAUGGAGAAACUUUUCUCUCAGUAACAGACAGUGACUCUGAUUUGGAUGUCUGAGACUUUAAAAAUGGACUUUAAGAGGUUUGGGAUUGUCUGUCUGGGAUUACAGAAGAAAUGAGGACGACUGAUGCAACAAAGGCUGGUCAGGGUUUGGGUGGCCCUCUAAUUUAGAGCCCAAAACCACCUAUCGCUUAACCAACCAAAAACACAAGAUCAGCACAGGUUUUGUGAUUAUUUUGAACAUUUUGUAUCCUGAGAGUCGUACAGAUUUUUGUCUUUGCUCUCGGUUCAUUGAUGAAGAGCUGCAGACACAGACCCACUUGUUUUUUUUUUUUUUUUUACUUCACUGGAAGUUGAGGCUUGACAUCUGAUGACCCAGCUUAGACCAUCUACAACCUCAUUAAACAGACAUC